This is a messenger RNA of Nymphalis io (European peacock), 979 nucleotides long. RefSeq lists its product as uncharacterized. The record is from RefSeq and is a predicted model, not a curated record. Lineage: Eukaryota; Metazoa; Arthropoda; Insecta; Lepidoptera; Nymphalidae. The coding region runs from base 222 to 896 and encodes 224 amino acids. The transcript is spliced from 6 exons.
CGUACUAGCACUGCUUCUGAGCGCACCUCGACUCUCGAGGUUGUAUCGUGGCCCGUGAAAACAUCACGCCAAAAUUUGACAAUUUAUUUUUAAAUACAAGGCUAAGUCGUGACUUAUGAAAAUGACAAUAUACAGCAAAAUUGUUCAAAUAAUAUUGGUCAGUGUGUAAUGAAAUUAUAAAAAUCAAAAGUUAUGAACCUCACCGUUAAUUACAUGUCACAAUGACAGAAACUGUAGAAGCGGGUGCUGGUCUCGCUUGGCGAUUGCUGGCGACUCUAGAAGGUGGAUCGCUUUUAGCUGUAGCCACAUCCGCGCUAAUUGCUUACACUGCAAGACUGAAACUCACCAAACAGAAGCAAUACAAGACUGUUAACAGUGUUCUAAUAUCGAACACUACAAACACCUUAGGUCGUGAAUUAAAACGUAAACUAGAAAAUCAAGGCUGCAUCGUUUGUACAGACACAAGUGACACGCCAGGAGUUGAUAAAUUCGAUUCACUGGUAGUUAUCGGUAACGAAUCAGAAGCAGGAUUAGAUGGACUCCUAAAUUUGGUCUCUCAAGACGUUAACGAAAAUUUAAAUUUACUAGAGACGCUGUCCCAUGCUGUGAAAAGAGGGGGUUGCAUCGCAUGGGUGUGUACAGGAGAAGUCUCCGGCGCGUACGGAGGUGCGACCAGCGCCUUUGAUACAGUAGUGCGCGCAAGCCUGCAGCAUGUCGCUAAGAAUUCGUAUUGCGAACCUCUAUGGAUAGGGAGAUGCAGUACUACGGAGCUGGCAGUGGACAGGAUCCUCGCUGAACUCUUACCAUCUACUCAGCAUAGUCCUGGCUUCUCGAUCAGAAACGCCGCAAACAAAGUGAGCAUAUUCCUCGGAAGAUGGCUGAAAAUGGUCACAUAAUUUUUUAUAGCUAUAUUGAAUUAGUUUACAUGUGAUUGAUAUAUUCUGUAAAUAAUUAUAUUAAAUAAAUGACAUAAAUACGG